Drosophila teissieri is the source of this 279-nucleotide messenger RNA. RefSeq names its product serine protease inhibitor Kazal-type 1-like. The transcript has a single exon. The coding region runs from base 13 to 246 and encodes 77 amino acids. Lineage: Eukaryota; Metazoa; Arthropoda; Insecta; Diptera; Drosophilidae. The record is from RefSeq and is a predicted model, not a curated record. Gene Ontology annotation, molecular function: protein binding.
UUCUAGGGAAAAAUGAAGUUCAUGGCUAUAAUGACUCUUUUGGGCCUAUUGGCCAUGUUAUUGGUGGCUUCAUCGGAGGCCAGCUAUUGUCCCUGCAAUCUGCGAAAGGCAGAGGUCUGUGGAACCAACGGGGUGACCUACCAAAAUCGGUGUGUUUUUGAGUGCACUCAGCGGGAAUAUAGGAAGCUCGGCAGAAAUCUGAACAUCCAAAAACUGGGAUCUUGUCCAGCCAUGCAGUUCUCUUGAUACAGCAAUUACUUCAUACUUAAAUGAAAAAAA